CCUGCGCCUGCGCAGUGCUGCCGGUUGGCUGGGGUUGGGUGCAGUCAAACCGUUCCAGAGAAGCGGCGUUUCCGGCUGGUUUCUUCGGGUGAACGCAGUGCUGACACCGCGAAACACCGAGGAGAGAAGGCCGCUGGUGGAGGAGCUCGGAGACCGGGGAGAAAAAUAAAACACGCGCAAACAGCAGGGUGACAGAUUCCUGGAGAGAAACAGGGAGUAGGCGGAAGGGGACCUACCGAGAGCCGGCAUGGCCAGGGACUAUGAUUACCUCUUUAAGCUGCUCAUCAUUGGGGACAGCGGUGUGGGGAAGAGCAGUCUUCUGUUGCGGUUUGCAGACAACACUUUUUCAGGUAGCUACAUUACCACGAUUGGGGUAGAUUUCAAGAUCCGGACUGUGGAGAUCAAUGGUGAGAAAGUGAAACUUCAGAUCUGGGACACAGCUGGACAGGAGCGGUUCCGCACCAUCACAUCAACGUACUACAGAGGGACGCAUGGGGUGAUCGUGGUGUACGAUGUAACCAGUGCAGAAUCCUUUGUAAACGUCAAACGGUGGCUGCAUGAAAUUAACCAGAAUUGUGACGAUGUCUGCCGGAUAUUAGUGGGCAACAAGAAUGACGAUCCACAGUCGAAAGUGGUGGAGACAAACGAUGCACAGAAAUUUGCAGAGCAGAUGGGGAUUCACCUGUUUGAGACCAGUGCAAAAGAAAACCUGAACGUGGAGGAGAUGUUCAACUGCAUCACGGAGCUCGUUCUGAAAGCAAAGAAAGAGGUUGUGGCCAAACAGCAGCAGCAGCAGCAGAACGAUGUUGUGAAGCUGACGAAAAACAGUAAAAGAAAGAAAAAAUGCUGCUAACCGUCAAGCAAAAAGAAAUGAUGCACCGGACUCCACUUAAAACACAAAUCCACACAGUCCCCUUCGGACGCAAGGAUCAUGAAGAUUAAAACAGAUGAUUUUACCAGAUGCCUGGAGCAGUUUUGUUUUUUAAUUCAUUGGUUCUGUGAUGUUAUUUAAUAAUGCAUAGAGAGGACAGAAGAAGACUGCACUGGUGAUGUUGCAGCGCCCACAGAAAUAUAUAUAUCUCCUUUUUUUUUUUUUGGUCGGAUUAAUUUUUGUCCCUCUCCAUUCCAUACUGCAUGGACAUUUAGAAAAUCACAAAACGCCGACAGCGACUGAACUGUUUCUAUUGGGGAUUUGUGCACCUAUUGUACAUCGCUUCUGUGUCUGCCUGCCAUCUCCACCUCUCACCGCUUCGUCUAACGCAUUCAGAUGCCAACAAAUCAUGAACUUUGAGUACAUUUUUUAAAAUAAAUGUUCUUAAUCUGAGUUUGCUGACCAGUGUGUUAGCAAUCGGUGACUGCCAGCCUCUUGUUUUUUUGCACUUUUCCCUCAUAUUAGCUGCUCCAUCUGUCCCUCCAUCUCUCUCUCUCUCUCUCUCUCUCUCUCUCUCAAGCAUCUUAUUCUCCAACAUUUAUUUUGUGAUUUUAAAAAUAAUAAUAAAAAACACACCUUUAACCUUCACAAAGGGAGAACAGGGUUGAUUUGGGGUUAAACCUUUUUAUGGACAAAGGAGGAAAAAAAAAGAAAUAUAAGCAAAAUAUAUAUAAAUUGCAAAUUUGGAUUUGUACUUGUUAGCCUGCUUUACCAUUUCUAUAGCGCCCGGGUACAGCACAAUCUGGAAACCACACCUGUAGAUAUGAAAGGAAUGGACCUUGUACCAUAAAGCCAUGGGAAGAGAAUGGAACAAAAUAAAAGAAAAAGGAAA
This is a messenger RNA of Polyodon spathula (Mississippi paddlefish), 1763 nucleotides long. RefSeq names its product RAB35, member RAS oncogene family b (gene rab35b). Gene Ontology annotation, cellular component: endosome membrane; plasma membrane. Gene Ontology annotation, molecular function: GTPase activity; GTP binding. The transcript has 6 exons. Gene Ontology annotation, biological process: endocytic recycling. The coding region runs from base 248 to 853 and encodes 201 amino acids. Lineage: Eukaryota; Metazoa; Chordata; Actinopteri; Acipenseriformes; Polyodontidae. The record is from RefSeq and is a predicted model, not a curated record.